Candidula unifasciata is the source of this 372-nucleotide messenger RNA. NCBI's taxonomy places the organism in Eukaryota, Metazoa, Mollusca, Gastropoda, Stylommatophora, Geomitridae. The record is from the annotation of a GenBank genome assembly.
AUGCUUGAACUGAUGAGCUGGAGUGAAAUUAUAGACAAUCUCAAACAAGAAGGACAGUUGAAGCUGGCCGCCGUCUUUGACUUAAGCGGAAACAAGAUUGCAAAUACUGGUGAAACGUUGAUCACAAGCGAAGAUGCUGUAUUCAUUCUGAAAUCGCUGGACAACGUUACCACUGUUAUUUUUGGGCUUGUUCUUCUGGGGUCCACUUACGUCUGUAUCAGUGUAGACGCCAAUACUUUAAUUGGGCAAGCAAAAGAGGAAAUAUUUGUUGCUCGCCGCAACCGGAACUUGAUGAUAUGUGCAGUGUCAAAUCCAAAAUCUAAUAUUUCUUGUUUAGCCACAGUGAAGAAAUUUAUGGACAAGUUCAAAUAA